Molecule: messenger RNA, 4530 nt
Organism: Manduca sexta (tobacco hornworm)
Lineage: Eukaryota; Metazoa; Arthropoda; Insecta; Lepidoptera; Sphingidae
Gene: NGR-A24
Product: tachykinin-like peptides receptor 99D
Exons: 11
Coding region: 469-1734 (421 amino acids)
Biological process (GO): G protein-coupled receptor signaling pathway
Cellular component (GO): plasma membrane
Molecular function (GO): tachykinin receptor activity
Source: RefSeq, a predicted model, not a curated record
CGUACGUACCUAUUUCACGUUUGCGCGAUUUUAGUUCGAAGUUCAAAUCGCGUUCGCACUGUGUCGGGUCAGCAGUAUCACUCUGACUUUGCGCCGAACACGACUCGGCCCGGUUACGGCUGGCUGGAAAAGUGCUCGCGCUAUUAAAAGUAAAAUAAAUUAAAUAAUGUUCCAAUUUUAAAUGCUUCAAGUUUUUGAAUUUAGAAUAAUAAGUGCGAAACAUUAUUGUUGAAUUUAAUAAAAGUGGUUUGUAUAAGUGAAACUUUUGCAAAGUUUGCGCGGUGACGAAAAAUAUAACGUAGUUGUUAAUUAAAAACAUGAUUAUUUCCAAACAUAGAAUAAACCCUAUUAAUAUUUAUCGUGUGAUUUUAUCGCAAUUUGUAUGACUGUGUAUUAAAUAAAAUAAAAUUGUGACGCCGUGCUACUGGCGUUUAUUGUUCUCGAACUAAGGUGUAUCCCGAUGCUAGGAUGUUGGACGAGCUCGGGCCCACCAUAGCGUCCAACCGGUCUACAUCCAUCACUGAGUUCCACAACUUUUACGUCACAUUCUACGAUGUCGAGAACGAGAGAUACGUCAACACCACACCGAAUGCCACUGAGGUGUACCAAUCGUUCAUCCUGCCGUGGUGGCGGCAGGUGUUGUGGACGGUACUCUUCGCGGGCAUGGUGGUGGUCGCCACCGUCGGCAACCUGGUCGUCAUUUGGAUAGUGCUGGCCAACAAACGGAUGAGGAGCGUCACCAAUUAUUUCUUAGUGAACCUGUCGGUGGCGGACGCGAUGGUGUCGACUCUCAACGUGACGUUUAACUUCACCUACAUGUUAAACUCGGACUGGCCGUUCGGACAUUUCUAUUGCAAGUUUUGCCAAUUCAUCGCAGUGCUUAGUAUAUCAGCGUCUGUUUUCACAUUGCUCGCCAUCAGUGUUGAUAGGUAUGUAGCCAUCAUGAGUCCGCUACGACCUCGGCUUGGGAAGAGAGCAACCUUGGGCAUCACAGCAGCCAUCUGGGCUUGGAGCUCCAUCAUCAGCAGCCCCAACCUGAUAUACUUCACCACCGAAACCGAUUUCUUGCCAGAUGGAAACGUCAGGCGCGUGUGUUUCUCCGAGUGGCCGGACGGCAUAACUACGAGGUCCCACAUGGAAUAUGUGUACAACGUGAUGUUUAUGGUGCUGACGUAUUUCAUGCCCAUCAUGGCUAUGACGUACGCGUACUCCAGGGUGGGGGUUGAGCUAUGGGGCUCGCAGUCCAUCGGGGAGUGCACACAGCGACAGCUCGACAAUGUCAAGAGCAAACGAAGGGUUGUUAAAAUGAUGAUCGUAGUGGUUGUGAUCUUCGCUGUGUGCUGGUUACCGUUCCACGUAUACUUCGUGGUCACCUCCUACUACCCCGACGUGGUCAACUACCCCCACAUCCAGGAGAUCUACCUCGGCAUCUACUGGCUCGCAAUGAGCAACUCCAUGUACAACCCCAUCAUUUACUGUUGGAUGAAUUCCAAGUUCAGACGAGGUUUCAAGCAGUUCUUCUGGUGUUGCGGAGCGCUGGGUGGCAGCGGGCUGACAAGACACCGAGCAUUUGGUGGAGAUCGGUUAGACAGAUCAAUGCGAUCGCUUUCACCAAGCCGGAAAAACGGCACAAGUUUGUUCAAGACGACAAAAUUCAUGAAAAACCCGCCAGGCUCUCCCCACUUGCUUCAUGCAAAUAAAAUAAACAAGCACGAUUCGCAUUUCGAUGCAUAGCACUUACAACAACACGGUGAUGAGCACGGCCUGACAGCGGCGUGGCACGGGCGGACUGUUCGGCGAGUGCGCUUCCAGUGAGGCGCAGCGGGCGGGUGUGGAGCGCACGUGGAUAUGACGCUCCUCGCGCGCGCCGCUCGCCGCGCACUCCGCGCCCGCCCCGCCCGCGCCGCACACCCCGCACACCCCGCGCUCCUCGCGGAAACUUCGCGCGCCACUAACGCCGCAAGACCUUUACGCGUAAACCUUAUCGGACUUAUUGCAAAAAUCAUGUAAAUAAUAUAUUUAAUUAAUUAUGAGACGAUGUUCCGAUAAGUCCUAACCAAUGCAGGCAAAAUAAUUUAUAUUUGAACCCUGUAGAAAUUUACACUUAAUUUUAUAAUAUAAGUAUAUGCGAGAGAAAGUUUUGUAUUCUUGGUACUAAUAUUAAGCGCAUAUUCCAUGAAAUAAUUAUAAAGCGUACAAUGUCUGUAAUAAAUAAAGUAGGUCACACUUAAUUAAGGCUUCUAGUCUUCUACUUAUAGCUAAGCUAUAAUUCUAACUAAUUUUAGAUAAUAAAUUAGAUCAAAAACACGUACCUUUGAGGCUACAUGUACAUAAUUAAUGAUAAACCCUUGUAUGUGUAAUUCAUAAAAUUCAGCAUGUACAAAACACUACCUAAAACUGAAACAGAUGUUAAUCAAUAAAUGUCUAUCAUUCCGUUUUCAAAAAUAGGUAUCUCUGAAACGAGCCGACAAGCUCAGGUAGACUAUAAAAAAAUUACAGCGAUCGCAUGUGACACAUGUCACAGAAUUGAAUAUAGUCAGAGCACACCAUUUCGCCAACCGAAACGUUGUAAAACUCGUUAAAAACACGUUGCAGUGGUUCAUACAGUUGUAACUUGAACAAGAACACACGCAAGUAUUGUGAGUAGUAACUAGUCUUCUAAACAAUUUGUCAAACGAUAAACUAUAUAUCUAGAGACCAUCUAAAAAAUGUUAAGUUGAAACUGUGAAAAUGAAGUGUAUUAUAUUGCGGUAAUGGAAGUAUUUGAGUGAACUGUGGCAGUAGCCAAUAGAGUCCUUAGUCAAAUAAUAUUAAAUCACACAGAACAUUUAUUUUUUAUCAACAACCACAACAAAAUUGAAAAAAUAAAUAACUCCAAAAACAUUUCAUUGCAAAAGAGAUAAAAUGAACAUGAUGUCUAAACUAACAUUAAUUUCAUCAUAAAUGAGAUUUAUGAUAGUGAUGAUGUUUCAUUCGCGUUUUUAAAUCCGAUAUUUUAUAACUUUUUUUGAAUAUGAAGACUUCAGAUUCGUAUUAUAAAAUGUACAGACAAAUCCGGCCAGUACGUUUUUUUAUUGAAACUGAAAGCUAGUGAAUCGCGAGUAUACAGCCUUUUAAAUAUUCUGUAUAGAUCCGAAUUCAACUUUUCACAGUGCUCAUAUUUUGCGAAUAAAUCUCGCUUUUGUAUUGAUUUUAAUACUACGCAGACGCCGUGAAAUUUAUGUUAUAAAUUAUAUUUUUAUAUAUUUUACAAGAAGUAUUUUAAAACUCAAAUAUCAAUUAAAUAAGUUCGUUUUAUAAUGUUAGAUAUCUAUUGUAUAAAUAAAACCGAAUACCAAAGAUUUUUUUUUUAAAUGUAUUAAACAAAUAUAUCUUUGUUUACCUCGAAAGCUGUAGGGGUCACAUGUGUAAAAUAAGAUUUUUUUUAUUGUUCAUGAAUUGUAGACUCUUUUUAUAUUACCGAAUCAAUAUUUAUCAAUUUCCAUUUCUUAUGAUGUAAUCUUUAUUAUCAUACUCCACGUUUUUCAUUUAUUUUUUUGUAAUUUGUUUAGUGUAUUUAUUAUAUAUUGUUUAUACUUAUCUUAAAAUCUUCAUUCUCAGGGGCCCUUUUCCGUCUAUGGCGGCAAAACCGUCUUCUGCAAAUUUACGGGCGUUCUAAUCGAAGGACAGCUCUCAUAAUAUGUGGUUUAUGUAAAUAGGGGAUUUUGUGGCGCUUACAACACCCAUAAUUGCAAAAAGACGGAUUUGCCCCCGUAGAAGUAAUAGGGCUCCUUAACCCUUAUAUUGUUAUUUGUAUAUUAUACAUGUAUAUAGUAAAUAGCUAGUUAAUUUAGCGCGAUAAUUUAAUUAUUGUAGAAAGCUAGUAAGGUCAGCAUCCCUAUUCUAUCUAUACAGGCGUAUUCGUCUUAUUGCAAUUUUGGCUCUACUAAUCGAAAGACAGCUUUAACAGCCGUGUAGGUCGAAAAAUCCACAUUUACAGUCUUACCGGCUAUUAACGCCCAUAGUUGUAAAAAGACAGAAUAUAUGCGCCCGUAGACGGAAAUGAGUCCCCCAGACCCUACAUCACAUGUAUAUUAUUAUAAGUACAUAGCUAUACAUGUCAUCCUUUAAGGAGCUACUUAUUUAAUGUAUGUACCCUCAAAAUACCUAAUUUUAUAUAAUUGCAAUUCUAUUUAUUAAAAAUGCAUAAUAUGGAGUUUUAAAUUAUUUUUCACGGCAUUUUAAUAAUGUUAGAUGUACAAUUCCGAUUUCCGAAUCAAAUAAAAAUAUGUAGGUAUUUGUUCCUACCUAUUAUAUUUUCGCAUUUAGUGCUAUAGUUGCGAACUGCUAUUUUUGUAUCCAUCCUUUAAAAAACUUACCUCAACAAACAGAUUUGUAAAUAAGUACUGUAAUGAUUUUAAUUGUAAAUAAAAUUAUUGUUUUUUAUAUAUUAUGUUGUAAAGAUAUUUAGUUAUUAUUUAAAAUGUUUGUAAUAUUUCAUGUGUAUAGUUAAAGUCAUCGUAAAAUUUUAAAAUAAAUUGUUCAAAAGUC